Molecule: messenger RNA, 1767 nt
Organism: Zea mays
Lineage: Eukaryota; Viridiplantae; Streptophyta; Magnoliopsida; Poales; Poaceae
Product: E3 ubiquitin-protein ligase PUB23
Exons: 1
Coding region: 140-1366 (408 amino acids)
Biological process (GO): protein ubiquitination
Molecular function (GO): ubiquitin protein ligase activity; protein binding
Source: RefSeq, a predicted model, not a curated record
CGCUCACCGUCCUCCUCUUCUCCCCGCUAAAGUUUCAAGUGUCAACGCUCCGGCAGUCCACCACCGCCACCCACAGGCCACAGCACCUUAUAAAGCUUCCUUCAGUCUCAAACCUUCUCUUCAAACCCGAUCGGGGACAAUGGCGAGCGCGCCCGGCGAGGUGCCGUCCCACUUCCUCUGCCCCAUCUCGCUGCAGCUCAUGCGGGAACCCGUCACGUUGCCCACCGGCAUCUCCUACGACCGCGCCGCCAUCUCCCGCUGGCUGGCCACGCCUGCGCCGGCCGGCGGCCGCACCUGCCCGGUCACGCGCGUGCCGCUCCCGCCGCAGCCCCAGCUCACUCCCAACCACACCCUCCGCCGUCUCAUCCACGCCUGGCUCGCGUCCCUCUCCCCCGAGGCGGAGGUCAACGAGGACGUGGCCGCGCUGCGGGGGCCCGUGCCCGGCGCGGAGGUGGUCGUCGCGCUGCUGUCCGACGCCGCCGGGGCUCAGGUUGAGGCGCUCAAGAGGCUGCGGGAGCUGGUGGCCGAGUGCGAGGACAGCAGGGCGGUUCUCGAGUCCCAGGACGGGGUGUUCGACGCCUUGUCCCGCGUCGUGAGCAGUGCCGACGCGUGCUCGACGGCGCGCGAGGAGGCGGUCGGGCUGCUCGCGUCGCUCCGGAUCCCGGAGCCGGAGCUGGCCGGCGUCGUGGCCAGGCACAGCAACCUGGGGGAUGCACUCACGGCCGUCCUCCGCUCGUCGAAUCUGAAGUCGCGCGCGAACGCCGCUCUGCUCGUUAGGUCCCUCUCGGAAGCGGCGUGGCCGGCCUGGGUCAUCGGGCUGAGCCAGGAGCUUCUAGCGGAGGUUGUCCGCGUGGUCCGCGACCGUGUCUCCACGCAGGCGACCAAGGCAGCACUGCACGCCCUCGCGGCGCUCUGCCCCUACGGCCUGACCCGCGUCAAGAUCGUGGGCGUGGGCGCGGUGCCGGCGAUCGUGGACCUCCUGCUCGACGACCCCGAGAGGCGUGUCAACGAGCUCGCGCUUGUGGCGCUGGACCGGUUGUGUACGUGCGCCGAGGGCCGCGCUGAGCUGGUCGCGCACGCGGCGGGGCUGGCCGUGGUGGGCAAGAAGGCGCUGCGGGUGUCGGAGACCGCGAGCGAGCGGGCGGUGCGCGUGCUGCGCUCCGUGGCGCGUCACGCGGCCACGCCUGCCGUGCUGCAGGAGAUGGUGGAGUCCGGCGUCGUGGCCAAGCUCUGCGCGGCGCUGUGGUCCCAGCAGUGCGGGUUGAGGACCAAGCAGAAGGCGCAUGAGGUGCUCAAGCUGCACUCCAGGACCUGGAGGAGCUCGCCCUGCCUAUCUCCAAAAUUUUUGGGGCUCUACCCAUCAUGAGGUGCUCUGUGCAAUUUGACCGAUCCGGAUUUUAGGGUUAAAUCGAUUAAGGUUGAACCCUAACUCGUUCUGCGUUUCUGUUACUUUUCUUGACUUUGUUCUUGGUCGUGGAUCGUUGGUUCCCGAGCCAUUGUGAUAUCUGUUGACCCAGAUAAAACCGAUUAGGGUUAGGUUACUAAAACCCUAACCCUAAAACGUUGAUCUGUUUUUACUAUCUUGGAUUCCAUGGCAUUGACCGAGACCAAGUCUCUGACAGUGGCAAAAAAAAAACUAGAUUUAUGGUUAGGUUAAAACCCUAACUCGAGAGAAACAACCUCUUUCUAUCUAUUCUUUCUGGAUCUAAUCUGUCUGUUCUCGAAAAAAAAAGAGUUCAAUCAUAUUGAACCGAGACCUUUCUAUUC